AUGGGUUUUUGGGAUACUAUCACGGACCUCGCUGAGGCCGCCAUGCCGUGGUCCACCGUCGAGGCCGAGGCUCCUGCCGCCGAGGAGAAGGAGGAGGAAACCCCCGCUGAGGAGGAGUCCAAGGAGGAGGCCGAGGAAGAGGAGGACGAGGAAGAGGAAGAGGAGGAGGAGGAGGAGGAGGAGGAGACGGUUGACCCCAAGGAGCAGCUCGAGAAAGAGUGCGAGGAGUCCAAGGCCUGCGCAUCGGUCAAGCACCACUACGACGAGUGCGUCGAGCGUGUCACCGCGGCCGCCGAUAGCGAGGAAGGCGCCAAGGAGGACUGCGUCGAGGAGUUCUUCCACCUCGCCCACUGCGCCACUCAGUGCGCUGCUCCCAAGCUCUGGGCCAAGCUCAAGUAA
Molecule: messenger RNA, 399 nt
Organism: Colletotrichum graminicola M1.001
Lineage: Eukaryota; Fungi; Ascomycota; Sordariomycetes; Glomerellales; Glomerellaceae
Product: ubiquinol-cytochrome C reductase hinge protein
Exons: 4
Coding region: 1-399 (132 amino acids)
Biological process (GO): mitochondrial electron transport, ubiquinol to cytochrome c
Source: RefSeq, a predicted model, not a curated record